UGUCAGUCUUUGACACGAUGUUAAUGUCAUUGUUGAUUGAAUUGAUCGGAAUGUGAAUAGAACAUUAUAAUGAAACGUGGGUGAAAAAGUGAAACAUGGAUUUAAAACUAAAUCCCGCUAGUCCUGAGUUUAUCUCAGAUCUUAAAAACGUAACGCUGGAUGGCUAUCUACUUAUCAAACAAAUAGUGAAAUCAUCAAAGCUGUUCACAGCUGGUGGAAAAUUCGAUCCACUAAACAAAAAUCCUGCGUUUAAGGCACUUACUUCAGACUUAAGUGGAUAUGUUACCACACAAAUAAAAGAAAUUAUAGCAGCGGAGAUACCUAAAGUAGAUACUGAACAAGGAGGAGAGUCAAGUUAUGAAGAUCAAUUAGCUCUAUCGAGUAAUAAUAUUUUGGAGAGAUUUAACAGUAACUUUGAGUCGUUGUGCAAUAUGGCAGUGUUAAAAUCUGCAAGAAAAGAUCAGAACAUUCCGCCACCCGAAGACCCCUUGAGCGAGCAAGUGGAGAGUGCACCAUUACUUCCAAAUGUGGAUUCGAUACCGAUCGUCCCAAUUCAACCAGGGUUUAUGAGUCCUAAUAUUUGGCUCCCAAUAAUACGUGAAAAACCGAACAGUCUUGUAGAUCUAAAAUUUGUGCCGAUUUAUAAUGGACAUGGGACAGCUAUUGAAUAUGAGCAUCCAUAUAAAUUUGAAUUAGAUAUGUAUGAUGCGACUCCAUGGACUGACCCCGCACGUGAGCCGAUAACAUUUCCCGCUCCGUUGAAGAACACAAAUUUUAGAUUUGUUAACACAUUGGGAAAACUUGAAGCACUUGUGCGUCAUUUACGUGAAGUCGAUGAAUUCGCAGUUGAUGUUGAACAUCAUAGCCACAGGUCCUAUACAGGUUUAACAUGCCUGAUUCAAAUCACUACGUACAUGGGUGAUUACGUCAUCGACGCUAUUAUGCUGUGGCCGUACUUAUACAAGCUAAACUAUUCAUUUACUGAUCCCAAAAAGCUUAAGAUUCUGCAUGGCGCAGGUAUGGAUGUUUUGUGGUUGCAGAGGGACUUCGGUGUAUACAUUGUUGGCUUAUUUGACACCUACCAAGCUGCGAAAGUUCUAGAACAUAAAAGCAGGUCCUUAAAAGCACUGUUGCAGCACUACUGCGAUUUGACUGUCAACAAGAAAUAUCAAUGUGCUGAUUGGCGUGUGAGACCGCUGUCGUACGCUAUGCUGAAAUACGCGAGAACUGAUACUCAUUAUUUACUAUACAUCUGGAAACGGAUGAAGAAUGAGCUGUUGGAAAAGGGCAAAGGGGAGAAGACCCACUUGCUGGAAGUCUUCGCUGCGAGUAAAGAAACCUGCUUGGCGACGUACAAAAAGCGUGUGGUGACUAACAAGAGUCAUGUGAUGUUGUACCAUCGGUGCAACAAAGGUUAUGAUUUUAAACCAUACAACUUCGCUGUACUCAAAAAGCUGUACAAAUGGCGUGAUGAAUACGCCAAAGAACUGGAUGAAAGUCCUGCAUAUUUGUUGCCAAAUAUGAUGAUGCUGGCACUGGCGGAUGAACUCCCCAAUGACAUGAAAAAGAUGCGUGAAAUAUGCGCUUCAGCUAAGAAACCGCUGCUGCGGAAUCUUGCUAAAGUUCUUGACAUCAUAAACGACUGCCUGAACAAUUUAUCACCGCGUAUCCUGCCAUAUGGUUGGAGGACUUUCAGACAAUUUACAAGCCACAUGCUUGAUAUACCGAAUACUAGCGAAAGUUAUGAGACAGAAGAUCUUGUUCCGGAAGAAGCGGGGAUUCCAAUCGAAUUAAAUGCGAGCAAUACCAAAACAUCUAAUCCCACAGGAAGAAGCGAGUAUCGAUUCUGUUCACCUUACCUCAGAUAUCUGAAGUGUAUGAAAGUCGAGCAGGAUUUAAAGAAAGACGAAGAGAUGGCCGAAGUUGCGGCGAGUUCGACCACUGAGACCGAUCUCGAGGAAUUCACUCCUAUCUUUAAGGAUAAAGAGACACGCGAGAAAGAGGCCGAAGAGAGGGCCCAAGAGAAUCCUGAAAUAGAUGAAGAUGCUGGUGAAGGCACUUCAGAUGGGUUUACUCUAGUCACACGUCGUAAACGAAAUGCUCGUGGCAAAAGAGUUGAAUUUACUCCCGAAGUGAGACUCGAAACAAGACCAGCCCCGUCAUCUUCAGGACAGGCCUACUAUCAAUACUCCAACCAAAACUACAACAGCUUCUACACCCUUAGGGACAAGUCAAAUACAAAACCACUGUCUAAAAAACGUAAGUAAAUUCCGUUGAUUCAUAGGCAGUAUUGCUUCGUAUAAUCGAUAUAAAUUUUAUCCGAUCUUUUUCGAUUAUAAAUGUAGCCCAUUUGUCUCACGUAGAACUUCAAUGUAAUCAAUAUGAAUUAUCCAUACAAUUAAAAUUAUAAAUGUAUCCAAUCUCAUGUCUCACGUAGAACUUCAAUUAUAAUAAUAAAUGUAAUCGAUGUGAAUUUUGACGAAUCAAUUCAAUGUAAUAACAAUUAUAAAUGUAGUCGAUUUGAUUCAUGUAGAACUUCAAUAUAAUAAUAAAUGUAAACCAUAUGAACUAUCCAUACAAUUAAAAUUAUAAAUGUAUCCAAACUGAUGUCUCACGUAGAACUUCAAUUAUAAUAAUAUAUGUAAUCGAUGUGAAUUUUGGCGAAUCAUUUCAAUGUAAUAGCAAUUAUGAAUGUAGUCGAUUUGAUUCAUGUAGAACUUCAAUAUAAUAAUAAAUAUAAACCAUAGGAAUUAUCCAUUCAAUUAAAAUUAUAAAUGUAUCCAAUCCCAUGUCUUAUGUAGAACUUCAAUUAUAAUAAUAUA
Messenger RNA from Papilio polytes (common Mormon), 2822 nucleotides. RefSeq names its product exosome component 10 (gene Rrp6). The transcript has 14 exons. Gene Ontology annotation, biological process: histone mRNA catabolic process; nuclear polyadenylation-dependent snRNA catabolic process; nuclear polyadenylation-dependent antisense transcript catabolic process. Gene Ontology annotation, molecular function: nucleotide binding; nucleic acid binding; 3'-5'-RNA exonuclease activity. NCBI's taxonomy places the organism in Eukaryota, Metazoa, Arthropoda, Insecta, Lepidoptera, Papilionidae. Bases 96 to 2267 code for a protein of 723 amino acids. Gene Ontology annotation, cellular component: nucleolus; nuclear exosome (RNase complex). The record is from RefSeq and is a predicted model, not a curated record.